GGUGCUUUUUAGUGCUCAUGCUUAGUUACACUCUAUGAGCCUGUCCUGCUGACCAGGUCAGUUUAUGCAUGGUAUAACCGAGGAGGGGGCUACUUUGGAGCAGUUUAUUCUGUGCCACAUUUUUAUGUUACAUCUAGUGGCCAUUUGGAGCAGUUGUGGUUUCAAGACUUACUGCUGGAUCUGAUGGAUCCGAUGGAUUUCCUGGACGCUGAUGAACUGCUGCGCUUUUUCCACUGUAAUAAAACCGAAAUGUCAUGCAUGGAGAACCCGCACAUCUUUCUCAACCAGCUCCGGGAUCACAACCUGAUUCCGGAGGACAGUUAUAAGAAAGUGAGUCGUAUGAAGAGCAAAGACAACAUGAAGAAAGGCCUUUAUGACAUUCUGGACUGGUUGGAAAAGGAGCGAUCUGAGCACAUUGAUGUGUUUUGGAGGUGUGUCUUCAAGGAGACCAUCAUGAACCAGUACCCCACCCUGCGAGAGUUGCGCAAAAGCCUCAUGGAUGGAUCCUUCCAUUUUUACACAAAACUGCCUGAGAAGGUGGAACAGGAAGAAACAGAUGAGAGGAAAAGGAAGGGAACUUCAGAGGAUGAAGAGGGAGAAGAGAAGCAAACAAGCUCAGUGAAAAAGAAGAGGAAACAAAAAUGGAGGAGCGGGUGUGAUUUGGAGGAAACGGAUAAGAGGAAAAGGAAAGGAACUUCAGAGGAUGAAGAGGGAGAAGAGAAGCAAACAAGCUCAGUGAAAAAGAAGAGGAAACAAAGAAGGAGGAGCGGGUGUGAUUUGGAGGAGGAGCAGCCCGGCCCAUCUUCUCAGCUAACUCUGAGUCAUAAUAAAAAGCCCAAAAUAGUCUUCUCUUCUCCACUAAAGAAAGGAGAGAAGAGCGAGAUUUGGACCUGGGCCCUUUAUAAGACUCAGCUGCCUGUGACCUGUGGAGUGCAGAAGGGGAUGCUGGACAAAGACAGACUGGCUAAAGGGGAGAAGAGCAUUCUGGUCAACAAACAGUGGUAUACUCCCACUGAAUUUGAGAGACUUGGAGGGAAGGAGACCUGCAAGAACUGGAAGUCGAGCAUCCGAUGUAGCAACACCCCCCUACAAAAACUUAUACAGGAUGGUCACCUGAAAUCAGUGCGCUACAAAGGAGGCUGUAAAAAGUACAAGAAAUGUCUGUUCCCAUCUAAUACGGCCAUCACAGUGACUGAUGGGGAAGAAGAUGAAGAUGAGGAGGAUCAGGAGUCACUAAGCGAGAGAGAAAGUUCCCCAGAUGUCACAGAUGAAGGAGAGACGGAAGAGGAGCCACAAACCAGCAGCGGUCAGAAGGUGUUCAAAGUAACUUGCGGAGAUAAAGUUGGGACAUUGCACAAAAAACGAUUUGCAUCAGGGACUUGUGGGAAGAGUAUUCGUACUGAGACGAGCUGGAUGAACCCAGAGGAGUUCAUGAGGGAGGUUUUGACUGAGAGAGAUGCCUCCUGGAGGAAAGAAGUCCUGUGGGAAGGCAAACCACUCAGUGUCCUGAUAGAGGCAAAAAUCCUGAGGAUCCACUCACUGCUGUGUACUUGCAAACUCUGCAGUCAAAAGCCUGAUGACCUGGAUAAUCAGAGAAACGAUGAUGACUGUUGUAUCUGUAAAACUGAAGACGAAGAAAAGCUGGUGGAGUGUGAUGAAUGCCCUCGCUCCUUCCACCAGAAGUGUCACCUUCCUCAUGUUGAAGACACAAUUUUGGAGGAUGAUGCACCAUGGGUGUGUACAUUCUGUGUAUUCAGAAGGAAUCAACAGUGGCGUUACUCUGAGUUGGAGUAUAAUUUGGAAAGGAAUGCAGUCAUGACCCGUCAAAUAUCCUCACACAUGCUGGAAUGCCAGUAUCUCCUCCUCUCUCUGUACAGUGCUGAUGAGGAACAGGACUUUGCCACAAACCCAAGCCGCUAUUUGGGAAACUACACCACUGUGAUCAAAACUCCAAUGUGGCUGGGCAAUGUAGCAGACAAACUGCAGAGGGACAACUACCAGACUGUUGGAGAAUUUGUGUCCGACGUCGAGCUCAUUUUCACCAACUGUGCCUUGUAUAACAAAGACAAUGCUGAGUUCCUUGCCAUUGGCGUCAGACUGAAGGAGCUAUUUGACGGAGAAUUUAAGAAUGCAUUCAGUAUCCAUGAAGAUGCUGAGUUAUGAACAGUCUUCAGCUUCACAAAUCAGCAAACUGAUACUGGAAAAUUGUAAAUUGUAAAUAUAAAUAGGAGGAGUUGUAGUA
Molecule: messenger RNA, 2242 nt
Organism: Scomber japonicus (chub mackerel)
Lineage: Eukaryota; Metazoa; Chordata; Actinopteri; Scombriformes; Scombridae
Gene: sp100.1
Product: SP110 nuclear antigen, tandem duplicate 1
Exons: 16
Coding region: 184-2163 (659 amino acids)
Biological process (GO): regulation of transcription by RNA polymerase II
Cellular component (GO): nucleus
Molecular function (GO): protein binding; DNA binding; DNA-binding transcription factor activity, RNA polymerase II-specific
Source: RefSeq, a predicted model, not a curated record